Messenger RNA from Daphnia pulex (common water flea), 726 nucleotides. RefSeq names its product probable methyltransferase-like protein 24. Lineage: Eukaryota; Metazoa; Arthropoda; Branchiopoda; Diplostraca; Daphniidae. The coding region runs from base 1 to 726 and encodes 241 amino acids. The record is from RefSeq and is a predicted model, not a curated record. The transcript has a single exon.
AUGCAGUAUUUUAUGUGGAGUAACCAAUCGUCUUGCAAAUUACAGCACGGAUUUGGGGGUAUAGUGCUGUUAAAUCCCUCUGGAAUAGCUGGAAAAAAAGCUGUAUGCAUUGACUCUCAAAUUGCCCCAACUCCGAAAAAGUGUCUUGUUUACUCUUUCGGUAUUAAUAACGAGUGGUCGUUCGACGAGCAAAUGGAAAGUUAUGGCUGUGAAGUAUUUUCUUUCGAUCCAUCAAUGGGAAUGAGCCAUCACAAUCACAGCCCUGGUAUUCACUUCUAUAACUGGGGUCUGGGUGACCGAGACGAAUAUGACAACGUUUUUAAUUGGACUAUCCGAUCGCUUUCUUCAAUCUACAAUAGUUUGUAUGCCAUUCACGGCAACGAGAUAAUCGACUAUUUGAAAAUUGAUAUUGAGAAUUCUGAAUGGAUUGCUCUACCCGAUAUAAUUCAAACUGGAAUGCUGUCUAAAGUUCGCCAACUAGGCAUAGAAGUUCACUUAAAUAGCGAAGCUUCAAUAGAACAGUACCGAAAAUGGGCUCAAAUUUUAAGAGCAAUUGAGAAAUUGGGGAUGACACGCUUUCAUUCCGAAUACAAUCCUUGGUUUAUGGGAAAUUUUACAGAAUUUGAGUUUUGGGGGUCUUUUGGUCAUGAAAUUUCUUGGUAUAAUCGCAAUCUUUUUCACGAAGGAUCUUUUUCCUAUCAAAAUUUGAAUAUGAAAAAUACAUAA